AUGGAGUCAGACCUCUCACAAGCCUUCCAGGAAGAACUCAACUGCUUCAUCUGCAUGAGCUACCUUACAGACCCAGUCACCAUAAACUGUGGCCACAGCUUCUGUCGAGCCUGCCUCCACCUUUCCUGGGAAGACAGCCAGCUUCCUGUCCAAUGCCCUACGUGUAGGAAACCAUCCCAGCAGAAGGACUUUGGAACCAGCAUUGUUCUGAAGAAGCUGGUGUCCAUUGCCAGAAAAGCCAGCCUCAUGAAGUACCUGAGCUCUGAGGAGCAUCAGUGUGUGACCCACAAGGAGACCAAAAGGAUCUUCUGUAUGGAGACCAGGAUCUACCUCUGUCAGCUCUGCUCUGACUCCCAUGAGCACAAAGGUCACAAACACUGUCCCAUAGAAGCAGCUGCUGAGGAUCAAAUGGAGAGACUUCUACAGCAAAUGACAUCUUUAUGGGAGAAGAUCCAAGAAAAUCAAGAGAAUCUAGAGGAAGAAAGCAGAGUGAAAAGUUUGUUUUUAGACUACCUGAUUAUGAGGGAAGAAAUGAUCAGGAAAGUGUAUAGGAAAUGGCAUGCAGCCGUCUGUGAACAGGAAGAGGAACACAUUGAGUGCAUGAGCAAUGAAGGCAACCAUGUUUUAAUUAACCUUAAGGAAAAUGAAGCCAUGAUGAUCCAAAAGAACAAACAACUAAGGGAGAUGUAUCAGGAACUGAUGUCAAUGUCCCAGGAGCCAUAUGUGGUACUGCUGCAGGGUUUGGAAGACAUGUUCAGAAGGAGUGAGUCAAUGCAGUUGAGCAUUCCCCAGGGUUUGGAACCAGAACUCGCUGCCCUCCCCAUCACUGGACUCACUGAACGAUCCAACUGCUUCAAAGUGCACAUUUCCUUUGAAAAUCUAACUGUAUUCCAUUGCAAGAAGAAUCUGUUUAAUGUCAUGAGAAGAUUCAACUCCAGACAUCAGCAUCAGGAUACAUCUCUGGAUCCUGCUGGAAUCUAUUUGGCCUCAUGGGGCUCACAGUACUUCGUCUCAGGGAAAUAUUACUGGGAACUGGAUUUGAAGGACACAUGGGACUGGGCUGUAGGAGUUUGUACAAAUUCUUGGUUUAGGAAUUCAAACAAAGAGGUUGAAACUGAGGGUGCAUUCCUUCUUUUCUGUGUGAAGGAGGGUAAUCAUUCCAGUCUCCUCACCACUAACCCAGUAAUCCGUCACUAUAUAGAGAAGCCACUGGGCCAGGUUGGCGUGUUCCUUGAUUGUGAGGCUGGAUGUUUAAGCUUCCUGAAUAUUGCCAAGAGUUCCCUCAUAUACAGAUAUCCUAAUGGCACCUUCAGUCAUGCUGUUUGGCCUUUCUUCUCCAGUGGCGAAACAAAACCAUAG
Molecule: messenger RNA, 1359 nt
Organism: Microtus ochrogaster (prairie vole)
Lineage: Eukaryota; Metazoa; Chordata; Mammalia; Rodentia; Cricetidae
Product: tripartite motif-containing protein 43B-like
Molecular function (GO): protein binding; zinc ion binding
Source: RefSeq, a predicted model, not a curated record